CACACAUUAGAUGACUCAGAGCCCCAUCCCUCUCUGGGUUCCUUCCUCAGGAAAAGCAGAGAUCAGGCUUGGCUUUGCUGAGUCCCAAACCGUCCCAGGGAGGGAAGGAGGGACUCUUAUCGCAGCAGGGCCCCAGCCCUGUGAAAGCCCUGGCCCCAUGACCUUGCCACCCGUGGGUCAGCCUCCUCUGCCACACAGCACCCUCUCUCUUCUUUCACUGUCCCCUGCAUUCUCCUGCAAUCCUGGGCUCCAUCUUGGCCACAAGCAAUACGAGCAAUGCCUCCCAACCUCACAGGCUACUACCGCUUUGUCUCGCAGAAGAACCUAGAGGACUACCUGCAGGCCCUGAACAUCAACGUGGCCCUGCGGAAAAUAGUGCUGCUGCUGAAGCCCGAUAAGGAGAUUGAGCACCGGGGAGACCACAUGGUAGUGAAGACCCUCAGCCCCUUCCGCAACUACAUCAUGGAAUUCCAGGUGGGAGUCGAGUUCGAAGAGGACCUGAGGGUCGUGGAUGGACGGAAAUGCCAGUCUUCUUUCAUCUCCCCUUUAGACCAUAGUGACCUGGGAGGGAGAGCAGCUGGUGUGUGUGCAGAGAGGCGAGGUCCCCAACAGAGGCUGGAGACACUGGAUGGAGGGGGACGAGUUGCACCUGGAGUUGACUGCGAAGGAUGCCCUGUGCAAGCAGGUCUUCAAGAAGAUCAGAUAGCCCGGAGAAGCAGACCCCCCAGGCCCUCCUUCGUGCGCCCCCUUCCAGCCCAGACUGUGCCAGGUCAGCGUCCUAAGCCACUCUGGCCCCUCCUCGGCCCCCACUUCUUAACCAGUAACCUGUGCCCCAAGUCACGGUCCCUCCGCUCUCACUGUGCGGCCAACAGCAGUCCAGUCUCAGAUCAAGGUCUGGCCUCCUGGGUGCUGAGAGAGUUGGAACCACCUCCCCUCUUCUUCCCUUGGCUUCUUACUUUCCUAAGCUCUGGACACUUGACAGUUAGUGAGAUCUAUCCUGGUGGGUCUUUGGGGAAACUGUGACUGGGUUCAAGAUUUAAAUGGAAGCCACUUGGAAGAGUCUCCUUA
Molecule: messenger RNA, 1068 nt
Organism: Fukomys damarensis (Damara mole-rat)
Lineage: Eukaryota; Metazoa; Chordata; Mammalia; Rodentia; Bathyergidae
Gene: Rbp5
Product: retinol binding protein 5
Exons: 4
Coding region: 277-1023 (248 amino acids)
Biological process (GO): fatty acid transport
Cellular component (GO): cytosol; nucleus
Molecular function (GO): fatty acid binding
Source: RefSeq, a predicted model, not a curated record